Molecule: messenger RNA, 1293 nt
Organism: Hyla sarda
Lineage: Eukaryota; Metazoa; Chordata; Amphibia; Anura; Hylidae
Product: chemerin-like receptor 1
Exons: 6
Coding region: 1-1293 (430 amino acids)
Biological process (GO): inflammatory response; phospholipase C-activating G protein-coupled receptor signaling pathway; positive regulation of cytosolic calcium ion concentration
Cellular component (GO): plasma membrane
Molecular function (GO): G protein-coupled receptor activity; complement receptor activity
Source: RefSeq, a predicted model, not a curated record
AUGGGGUUUCCCCAGCAGAAGCAGAAAGUUUUUGGCUUACAGCGUGCUAAAUUGGGGCACAUCUUCUGCUUCUGUCAUUGCAGUAACAUAUACAACGCUGAAGAGGAGAGUACCCAUCAGCACCAAGGAUACUGGGAAGAGCCAGGAUCUAACACUGGAAAAAUGGCUUUGUCCCAUGAUCUCUGUUAUUCCAUUGUGGAUAUACGUCUUCUUCUCAAAUACCAUGAGUCUUACUCAUCUGUCAUUUGGUACUCCAGUUUUGUGAUGUCCAUUGUGACCUGCCUGGUGGGAUUGGUGGAAAAUGCAGUUGUCAUCUGUUUUCUUGGAUUUAUGAUGAAGAAACACAAGUCUAAAUACUGGUUUCUAAAUUUGGCCAUUGCUGAUUUCUUGUCUCUUCUGACCUUACCUCCAUAUAUUAUCUCAGCUCAUAAAGGCACCUGGACAUUCGGACCGCAUAUGUGUAAACUCUUUCUCUUUUCUUCAAGUGUCAAUAUGUACGCCAGUAUUUACAUUCUAAUUGCAUUAAAUAUUGCCAGAGUAUUGUCUGUAGCAAAACCAAUGUUUCACCUCAAAUUCAUUUCCCAACGUGUUUCUUUUUGGAUUUGUAUCAUGAUCUGGUUGAUCACAGUUCUCUUUAGCCUUCCUGUGUUCUACUAUGCUGGUGAAGUAAAAACUGGAGAAGUCACAUUAUGCAGCUACUUAGGUAGCACGACCUCUGAUACUGUAGUAGUCAACAAAAGGUAUAAUGUGAGUAGUGAGAAUGCUACAAAAGAUAUCUUAUUCUCUGACAUCUACACCAAGUUGAGCCCCUACAUCCAACAAUGCUCCUCUGACACAUGUUGUGGUGGGAUUGUAAUAGUUUGCAAUAUAACUAUAGCUGUGCAUGUUAGAAAAUCCAAGACUGUUAAUCCCCGCAGGCUCUAUCGAAUUGUAACUAUCAUCAUUAUGGUGUAUUUCAUUACAUCGACUCCAGCAGUCAUAGCUGAGAUUGUGAUGUUUAUCGCUGUUUACAAUAUGAAAUUCAUAGUCUUGUUUAACGUCCUAACAUUCAUGCCGCUUAUUAUCAAUAUUGCUUAUGCAAACAGCUGCCUGAACCCUAUCAUAUAUGUGUUGAGCGGUCAUAGCCUACCCUCUAAUCUACAUGCAGCUCCAAGAGACGGCAUGUUAAAUGAGAUAUUGCAUAGCAUGAGCUGUAACCACGCUAAUCUAUUCAUAGAAAUAAUUCACCAUGGACUUCUAGCACAUUUUCCCAAUGAGAACAAUCUACAAGGGAAAAAUCAUGUAGAUGAAUAG